AUGGAGACAUCACAGCUCACUGGUGGGAAGCCUCGACGGGUUUGCCUGUCCUUGCGGUAUGCCAAAUAUGCCUUACCGAUCUACCUUAACAAGUCACUGAAAGAUAGGAAGGGUGCCCUCUGCGUGAUGGCUCUGAUGUUCAACAUCUGUGCGCUUGGGAAAGGAUGGCUGCAGAGUGUUUCGACAGAUGGGUCAAUAUCAGAGCCACGCACACCUAGCUGGGAUACUGGACUCAAAGCUACUUCGUUAGCCUUAGCUAUCAUCGCUUAUAUAGCAUACCUACUCACCAUGACCAUACACGCUGACCCGAUCAAGGGGUUCAUGGUGACUGUGAUCGGCUGGCUCGCCUCAGCCACUAUUCUGUUUAGCCUAGUCGGGAUUGCGUUUCGAAAACAUCGACUGGUCCAGUCUCACCACGCUCUCAUAUUUACCGAAAACUUCUUUGCCGGGGUCAUAUCCGCCGGUCUCUUCAUUCUGGCAGCGGUUCUGCUCUCCAUCUACAUAGUCAGCUUGAACCGAUCUACAUUCAGUCCAGCAGAUAGGCGAAAGAUCGAAUGCACAAGUAUCUUGUUCAGGGUCACUAGCUUUGCCAUUUUGCUUCUCGGAGAGGCCGCCGUAUACAGCGACAUUGAAGGCUGGUCAUUGAUAGAUUCUCUCUACUUCACCGACUACACCCUCUUGACCAUCGGUAUUGGGAAUCUUGCCCCUAAGACUCAUUUGGGGCGCAGCUUGCUGUUUCCCUUCGCGACUAUGGGGAUCACCAGCUUGGGUCUAUUUAUCACCUCCGUGGUAUCUUUUACUGAUCAGAUGAGGGAAAUCAAACUUCAGCGUCAUAUCGAGGAAUCUCAAAGAGAGUUUCGUACCGCAGACUCAAAGAGAACAAUCGAUGAUACAUCAACAGCUGAAGUUUUGCAAUCUCGAUUCCCUUUAGUCAAAGACCCUAUCCCGAAAUGCGAAGAGAUCAUCGAAAUACGCAACGCCAGAUCUACGUUCUAUCGAAGAACGAGGUGGACUGAUCUAGGAUUAUUCUUAGCUGCAUGGUUUGUUCUAUGGUUUGUCAGUGCGGCUGUAUUUUGCCACUCUGAGAAGGAAGCCAAUUGGACUUAUUUUGUGGCUCUAUAUUUCACCUACGCUUCCCUCACCACAAUCGGGUAUGGGGAUCUGUUCCCCACGAGCAAUUUCGGCAAGGUCUUCUUCAUCUUCUGGUCUUUACUAGCCAUUCCAAUUCUAACCAAUCUGGUCACUGUGAUCGGUAACAUUUCCCACAUUUGGCUGUCGCUGUGCUCUCGUUGGGUACGACGACACGUGUUUCGCAGACAUGGCACGAGUGAGCACGACCAUGAGUAUAUGCAUCGUUCCCGGAAGACCUCAGGCUCUCUUACGACAAACAAUCCUCUAAACCUGGAUCUAUGUGACUCUGGGAUCGAUAUAGAGAGACGAAACCAGGCUUAUUUCAAGCCCACAGAAGGCCUGCCAACGACGCACGUGGAAUUUGAGCCAAGCGACUCGUUUGGGGAAGGGCCACACCGAAUUAUGGCUAAGAGGGCAGAAAUGCGCUGUCGACUGAUGGUUCUCGAAGAGAUUGAAGACCUCAUAUCAGUGAUGAGGGAUGAUUCGCUUGAACAUCAGGAAGAGCUUUGUUGUAGGUGGGCGAGAAUCAUUCCUCUGCUUGAGUCCAAAGACGAUACUGGCAGCUUUUCUGAGCUACUGCCCCUUUUCCUGCCCGCAAAGUCUGAAAGAAUGAGGGAAAGUAUACUCAAGGAUCGUAAAAAGGAAAUAUCAGAGAGGAACGUGGAGGUAUUAUGGAUGGUAACCUUGUUAGUGAAGAAACUUUCCCUUGACUCACGACAGGAGCUUCUCGAGACGAUUUAA
Messenger RNA from Penicillium longicatenatum, 1872 nucleotides. Its product is annotated as potassium channel family protein. The record is from RefSeq and is a predicted model, not a curated record. Gene Ontology annotation, molecular function: potassium ion leak channel activity. The coding region runs from base 1 to 1872 and encodes 623 amino acids. Gene Ontology annotation, cellular component: membrane. Gene Ontology annotation, biological process: stabilization of membrane potential; potassium ion transmembrane transport. NCBI's taxonomy places the organism in Eukaryota, Fungi, Ascomycota, Eurotiomycetes, Eurotiales, Aspergillaceae. The transcript is spliced from 3 exons.